AUGGUUGAGUGCAUGAAGACAAUAGCAAAACUUGAUGUUGAGCUAACUGUGGAAGAGAGGAAUCUUCUCUCGGUGGGAUAUAAAAAUGUCAUUGGUGCAAGGAGAGCCUCGUGGCGCAUUAUGUCUUCAAUUGAACAGAAAGAAGAGGCUAAGGGAAAUGAGAACAACGUGAAACUGAUCAAGAGCUAUUGCCAAAAGGUUGAGGAGGAACUAUCGAAAAUUUGCAGCGACAUUCUCGAAAUUAUUGACAAACAUCUGAUUCCUUCUUCCACCACAGGGGAAGCUACUGUUUUCUACUACAAGAUGAAAGGUGACUAUUAUCGAUAUCUUGCUGAGUUCAAGAACGAUCAAGAUAGGAAGGAGGCAGCUGAUCAGUCACUGAAGGCAUAUGAGGCUGCUUCCGCCACUGCAAGCACAGAUCUUCCAUCAACACAUCCAAUCCGUCUUGGACUUGCACUCAACUUCUCUGUCUUCUACUAUGAGAUAAUGAACUCUCCUGAAAGGCAAGUUACUUUACUUACACUCUUUAUUAGCUUUUGGGCUCAAAUGUACUGGGUUUCGUAG
Messenger RNA from Medicago truncatula (barrel medic), 564 nucleotides. Its product is annotated as 14-3-3 protein 7. Lineage: Eukaryota; Viridiplantae; Streptophyta; Magnoliopsida; Fabales; Fabaceae. The record is from RefSeq and is a predicted model, not a curated record. The coding region runs from base 1 to 564 and encodes 187 amino acids. The transcript is spliced from 3 exons.